AUGCCUGUGAAGUCUAUGGCUCGGUGUCGCGGCGUAUCGAAACUCUGGUCAUCUAUAAUCCGUCUUCCAAAUUACAACCACUUGUUCCCGGACAAGUCUACAUAUCAACCGAGGUUUCUUUUCACCUUCGUAGUUGAAGAAAGUUUGUUAUUCUUCUCUUUACCUCAACCUGAUCAGUUAGAAUCAGUGAAUUUGUCUCUUGUAGCCACUCAUCAUCUUACAAUUUCCGUCAAAGAUUACUCUAAAUUAUGUCCCCCUGUCCAAGGAUUGGUCUGUAGUCAACUUACUGGAAGUGAUUGUGAUUAUACAUGGGCUUUGAUUGUUAAUCCCAUCACUGGAGAGUCUGUAACAACACCUAAAGUUCCAAUGAAGGGAAUGGAGGCAGAAAUGUACUUUGGGUUUGAUCCAAUCGAUGAAAUGUUUAAGGUACUGUGUAACUUGGGAGGUUAA
Molecule: messenger RNA, 450 nt
Organism: Arabis nemorensis
Lineage: Eukaryota; Viridiplantae; Streptophyta; Magnoliopsida; Brassicales; Brassicaceae
Source: the annotation of a GenBank genome assembly